AUGAAUGAAAAUAAUGUUGGUAAUGUAAAUAAAAGUCAAAAUAUCAGUGAUAUUCUUGCUAACAGUAUUUUUUUUACUCACAAUUAUAAUAAUAAUAAUAGAGUUAUAAAUAAUAGUUUUGACGGUUCAAAAGGUAAUAGAGGUGCUUCAAAAAAGAGACUAAAUAGAAGAUCGCUUAAUAAUGUGAUCAACUCCAGCGUGAAAAAUAAUAAUCAUUUGGUGCUUCAUUUCAACGAUCCAUAUUUUGAUAAGCAGUGGCAUCUGCUGAACCGCGUAAAUCCUGGAAGAGAUAUGAAUGUUGUGAAGGUCUGGUCUCAUAACAUCACUGGCAGGGGCAUUACUAUUGCUGUCAUCGAUGACGCAGGUUUGGACUGGAACAGCACUGACAUAAGGAACAACUACGAGCCAUUAGGAAGUUAUGAUGUUGUAUCAAAUGAUAAUGACCCAACUCCCAGUAAAAGUAAAGAUACCAACCACCAUGGAACCAGGUGUGCCGGGGAGAUAGCAGCUACAGCAAACAAUUCCUUCUGCGGCGUUGGCUUGGCUUUCAAUGCAAAGAUCUCAGGCAUCAGAUUGAUUGACGGACCCAUGACGGACGAGGCUGAAGCCAGGGCUUUCAUUGGCAAACUUGAUGUUAAUGACGUCUAUAGUUGCAGCUGGGGUCCAGAAGAUGACGGCAAGACGUUAGACGGGCCGCACAAGCUGGCAUUCGAAGCCAUGCGUCUCGGAACCGACUACGGCAGAGGUGGCUACGGUUCCAUCUACGUGGUCGCCAGUGGUAAUGGCGGUCGGAAUGGCGAUAACUGCAACUACGACGGCUAUGCCAACUCUGUGUUUACGAUCACGAUAGGCGCGGUGGACGAAGAGGGAGAGAUGCCAGAUUACUCGGAGCAGUGUGCGUCCAUGCUGGCCGUCGCCUACAGCAGCGGCAGUGGGAAGAACAUUGUCACCUCUGAUUGGUCAGUCUAUGGGUCGAGUGGAUGCACUGAAAGUCAUUCAGGAACUUCUGCUGCCGCCCCAUUGGCUGCCGGUUGGCCAUGA
This is a messenger RNA of Helobdella robusta, 1041 nucleotides long. RefSeq lists its product as hypothetical. Lineage: Eukaryota; Metazoa; Annelida; Clitellata; Rhynchobdellida; Glossiphoniidae. Gene Ontology annotation, cellular component: Golgi membrane; trans-Golgi network. Gene Ontology annotation, biological process: protein processing. Gene Ontology annotation, molecular function: serine-type endopeptidase activity. The transcript has 6 exons. The coding region runs from base 1 to 1041 and encodes 346 amino acids. The record is from RefSeq and is a predicted model, not a curated record.